AAUGAAGUCACAGAGGUGUUGUUCAGCCGCCUUUGACAGGUAUGAUGAUGUCGCUAACAAGGGGACCACUGCGACCGACAACGGUCGACAGUCUACUUUGUUCCGUGUGUAGUUUUUAGGAUUAAACGUGAUGAAAUGCUACGCAGUUUUGAACGUAACGUUACCCUCGACAGCUACACCGGACGGGACCAGAUUGAAGCUCAUGAAUGUAGCCUAGCAGCCUGCUAGCCAACCACGGAGAAAGAUAGCCAUUGUUUGAGUUGUUGGCUAACAUGGCAACGAAAGCUAAUGCUAGCAGCGUCAGCUAGACGGGCUUGACUACCGUAUUAUUGCAGAAGAUACUGCUGUGGUCAUCCUGCAUAAUGUGUGAUGGUCGUGAAGCCAGUGAGCAGUGCCUGUCCCUCUCUCCCUCAUCUUGGGCCUGCCCCCCCAUUUAACCAUCUCCCUGAAGUCUCUCUCCCAACUCGCUAAGAUGACCGACAGGAAGGAGCCACCUUUCUUUAAUGACGACAGUGUGGGAGCUUUUCACUAUAAGCUCCCUUUCUAUGACACUAUGGAGCUCUUCAUAGAGACCCUGACAGGGACCUGUUUUGAGCUGCGUGUGUUGCCCUUUGAGGCUGUCAUUUCAGUCAAGGCAAAGAUCCAGAGGCUGGAAGGUAUCCCUGUUGCCCAGCAACACCUUAUCUGGAACAAUCUGGAGCUGGAUGAUGAACAUUGUCUACAUGACUAUGGCAUUGCAGAAGGCUGCACUUUGAAACUGGUCUUAGCUAUGAGGGGAGGCCCAAUUAAUACCAGGAGAGUAACCAUGGAGGAUUCUAUCAAAGAGGUGGCUGACCUGAUGGAGAGCACAAAAGAGGAGGGUUUGGAGAAAAGCCUGUCCAACAAGCAGGUCACGUUUGUGGUCUAUCGUGAGGGUGACCAGCUAAACUUCUUCAGAGUGGUCGACAGGAGAGAUGGCACCCUGACCCCUCUGUCUGAAUCUCUGAGUGGUGGCUCGGUGUACAAUGUGUGUGCAGAGGAGGAGGAGGAUGGAGAGAGUUCUGCAGCUGCACAGCAGAGCCUUGAGAACUCCAUCACCAUGAACAAAAUGAAGCUACUCAAAGCCAAGAUGGAGGACAUGAACCUCAACAAGAAGCCGAAGAAGUCGGCAAAGGUAAAACCACGGCCCCCUGUCAGCCCACAUCCCUGCGGGGGCUUUCUAGGACCUUUCAGCACACGGCAUCAUCAUCAUCGGCUCUUUCGUUCGAUCCCCCAGAUCAACCAGCCUCGGCAGUCAAAUGCACAACUACCUCCAGUCGCAGACCAUAAAUCCGUAGACCCCUUCCUGCCCUCUUCUGCUGCAACCUCUGCUCACUUGUCCAUCCCUAGAAGACCCCCUCCCUCCUUCUCCUCGCCUUCUUGUUAUAUGCUUCAGGAGGAGGAGUCAUGGGAGACAUGCCCACCAUUUGCAAAGAUCCGACCCCCUCCCAAAGUGUCUCGGUUGGACAUUGGCAGCACCAGGUUGAUGAGAGACUGUGUGUACCCUCAGCUCCCUCCACUGUGUAUCAGGGGGCCCCCAGAAGCCACCUUUGACCCAGCUGAUCCUGCUGGGGAGGCAGUUGGGCUGGGUUUGUUAGAGGAAGCUGCUGGGCUAGUGGUGCCAACACAACCUGGAGCUCCAUUUGGGGAACUGUUAGACCCUCUGAGUCUGGAUGUGUCCACCCAGCCAGAGGGUGGUCGUCUGUCCCUCGAUGUUGGGGCUCAGCACCAGCUGCCACUCUCCCCUUCCCCACUCAGUACCUGGACACUUGGGACAAGUGAUACUCUCACCAGCAGAGCUGAUAGGACACAGCUUGGUACAUCAUUUCAUAUCAGCCCUUCCUCUCCAUUGCCCACCUCCACCUCACCAUCCACUUCUACCAGACCGCUGCCUCAGCCUUUUGAUUCCGCUCUCUCCUGUUUACAGCCCAACCUUCGAGCACAAUCCUCAGCACAAGUGAAGCCAGGCAACACAUCCCCUCACCCCUCCACCACCUUGUCAACUCAUCCUCCAUGCCUUCGUGGUGUUAAAGUGGAGUCACCUGGCAAGAGGCCAGAGCUUAUCUCCAAGAGGGAAGCAAGAGGCAUCACUAAGAUGGCCAACCAAGCCUGUAAGGAGCCACUGGGGUCCCUGAACAACUCUGAACUUCUGGCUUCUCUCUCCACAAGAGCUCCGGACAGCAGCAAUAGCAGGGACGGCCUUGGUGAGAGUCUGGGACUUUCACUGGCAUUGCCUCCUACCACUGCCUCAGGACAGGGCAGCCUUGGCCCCAGACUGCCAUCCAUCCCAACUAACAGGCUCCUUCAGGAUGAUCUCAUAAGACAAAUGUCCCCGUUGCACCGAGCAACAGCCUCUUACAUGGGCACCAACACUCUUGCAUCAGCUGGGGGAAUCAUGACUUCAUUUGGGAGAAUAGGCACUCCAACGUACCACCUACCUCCAGUCAAGGCUCCUGCAGGCGGCAAGAAGAAGAGCUCAAAGCACUGCUUCCUCUGUGGCAAGAAGACUGGCCUGGCCACCAGCUAUGAGUGCAGGUGUGGUCACAACUUCUGUGCCACCCACCGCUACGCAGAGACGCAUGACUGCACUUACGAUUACAAGAGUGCCGGACGGCGAUUUCUGCAAGAGACCAACCCUCUUAUCAGUGCUCCCAAGCUGCCUAAGAUCUAGACCCAAAAACCCUCACCUCUCUUAAGGGACGACCUGAAGACCUACAGGUUAAAGUGAGUGAAUGAAAGAGAUUCUGCAAAGUCAUUUCUUGAAGGAAGAAGGAACUUAUUCACCACUGUGUGCUUUUUUUUUUUUAUCAGCCAAGUUUGCUUAAAAUUUAAAUAAAAUAUUCUGUAAAGCCAAGUGUAAACAAACAAGAGUAGACUGAAAUGGCACAGAACUACUUAUCACGUCUUGACAAUAUGAAGACAUUUAUCCUUUUUAUCUGUUACCUUCUUUUUCCAUUGCCUAAAAACAAAACAAACUCUGCAUGCAUGUAGGUAGUUUUUGCUAAAUAUAUCUGCUGCAUGUUCAGACAUCUAUUUUUUAGUUUUGUCAGCCUUGGGGUUUUAUUUGUUUGUUUGUUUGUUUUUUAAAUAGGACCGCUGAUGACUUUUCAUUCUACAAGUCUUUGAAAGAUGCACUUUAGAACUAUCAUAUUUAUACAUUUGACUUUCCUUAUUGUGGGGGGAAAGAUACUUAAAUUUCUGUGUUUGUCUUAUGAAGUGUUUAUGUUGUCAUCCAGAUUUUUAUAUUCUGCACCUCCUAAACGUCUUUCUUACAUGGGCACAUACAUACCUACAUCACUAAUUAAAUCUGUCUUAAAAGAGAACAAUACACCCACCUGUUAAUGAAAUACUUAAUAUUUAUUAAUGAAUACUACUUAUUUAAAUUCAAGGUUGGUUUUGAAAUAGCAAGUAUGUAAUGUGUGUGUAGGUGUGAAUGUCAGUUGUAAUCUGUAAUCCUAUCAAGUAAACUGUAUUAGGAUUGGGGGGAUGAUUAUGGUAUUUAUGAUGUGUCUAUAAGUAAGGUGGUUGCCAUAAAAAAACUCUUUUGUAAGUCUUUUUUUAUUGCUCAGCUGUUGAAAAUCUUAAAAUGCUGUUAUGGUAUCUACAGGGGUUUCAUCUAAUAAAGUUUCUUUCCGUACAUACUGUA
Molecule: messenger RNA, 3664 nt
Organism: Siniperca chuatsi (mandarin fish)
Lineage: Eukaryota; Metazoa; Chordata; Actinopteri; Centrarchiformes; Sinipercidae
Gene: zfand4
Product: zinc finger, AN1-type domain 4
Exons: 10
Coding region: 473-2689 (738 amino acids)
Molecular function (GO): protein binding; zinc ion binding
Source: RefSeq, a predicted model, not a curated record